Molecule: messenger RNA, 4701 nt
Organism: Oncorhynchus tshawytscha (Chinook salmon)
Lineage: Eukaryota; Metazoa; Chordata; Actinopteri; Salmoniformes; Salmonidae
Product: E3 ubiquitin-protein ligase NEDD4-like
Exons: 25
Coding region: 530-4381 (1283 amino acids)
Biological process (GO): regulation of dendrite morphogenesis; receptor catabolic process; receptor internalization
Molecular function (GO): protein binding; sodium channel inhibitor activity; ubiquitin protein ligase activity
Source: RefSeq, a predicted model, not a curated record
GUCUUGAGUGAGUGGCCUGAAACAGAAAUGAACAGUUCUCCAUGCUGAAGAGACUCCUGUGUUGUUUCUAGUGAGGUGAACAGGAGUGGGGCUUUUGGAAGAGGCAGGGGGGUGUCGGACACGGUCUGUCUAUAUUUCAGAAGGCACAGUUGCGACAAGGCUGAGGUUUGGCUGGAAUGGGACUUCUGCCCUUUAAAGCCUUGGUGCAGCUCUGUGACUGGGUUGAGUUCAGCUCCUUAAAGAGGCGGUCCACUGGGGUUACUUCAGUCUGAGGGGCUUGUGCGUUUGGGUCGUGGCUCCACAGAAGAGCACCUGACCUCUCCUGACUGCUAGCCUUAAAGAGCAGCCCUGAGAGGAAUGUUGGUUGUCACCAGAGCUAUUUUGGCUAUGUGCAGCCGCUAAUGAUUGUAAUCACAGAGCAGAACGGGACUCGGAGAAGUUGCCUUGCCGCUGUUUGUUUUUUCUCCCCAGCAGGUCUCUUGCCUUGCCAUGCUCACUACUGGCUCCCAGGGAUUAGAGCGUUAGACGAAUGGCACGCCGGCUCCGCUUGCACUUUGCGUCGAGGAGAAGCAACACGGAUCCUCUGUCAGAGAGCCUGAGCAGCCAUGGUGAGGAGAGCGGUCUCUGUGUGUCAACUCGCAGCCCCGCAGAGAGCCUAGCACACAGCUCUGUCCACAUGAAGGUGAUUCCAGGGCAGCUAGCCUUGGCUUUGCCUCCCCUGUCACCAGAGUACGGUAAUUUACAGCGCUACUCAUCCGUAUUUAUACCCAAGGUGAACACCGGCAGCGGCAGCAAGAAGAGUACUCUGCAGAUCUCCCUGCAGCCCCAUGGCAAGCUGAAUGGAGAGCUGGAGAACAGCACUGAGGGCGGGGAGCCAGGGGUCUGCGAGGUGGGAGCGGGCAGUGGCUCAGAUGGGGGCUCCUGUAGAAACAGCACGGCCAGUGACGCAGGCUACUGCAGCAGCAGCAGCAUCUUUGAGCCAGAGCUCCCAGAUCAGCGUAGGGCAGCCCAGGAGAGGAGUCUGCCCCGUAGGAAAGCCAGGGUCCCCCUGAGACGCUGCUCCUCCCUGGUUAUAUUUCCACGGAGCCCCUGUAAUACACCACCAGCCUCCCCGGUCAGCCCUGUGGCUCUUCCCGCCCUGCCUCCAGUCAGGGGCUCCUACCAGACUUCUCACCAGCUCCAGUUGUCCCCCAGUGAGCCCCUGCAGGAGGACGAGAUGGGUACCUCGAAAGCGUCCAUCGCCACGGCGAUGAACGGCCUACGACUCUCUAAGAGCAGCUUUCCGUCAGUGGAGUUCCGAGACGCCAGGCCCAUGGUGCAUUUUAACGUUCCACUUCUGGAUAAACCUAAAGACAAAAUAGAGGAGUGUGAGAAGACUGACCGCUCGGGAAAUUUAGACCGACACUCCAGUGUGCUACUGCACUUUGCCCACCAGCGACUAAUGUCUGGGAAGGCAUCUACAAACAAAACAACAGUCAAUGUUGAAUGUCCUGAAUCUCUAACCCAGGCCACUCAGUUGGAGGGUGAAUGUGGCCCUCGCCACAUUAAGCUGUAUCGCAGCACCUCGGCUUGCCUGCUCCCCUCAGCUAAACUUUUAGAGAGGAGCCACAGUGCCCGUCGCGCAGACAAUGGAAAUGGACAGGAAAUGCUUGAGGAAAACCAUUGUCAUCACGCCUUACAAAGGAGCUUUUCUCUGGAAGUCCCCUACCAUAAUACUGGUAUUUCAUGUCACGUUUCCAACCAAAAACUAGCUAACUCUCCACAUGUGCACAUCCAUGUGUCCCACGGCUCUGGGGCAAGGGUCUCUAGCCCUGUCAUUGAUGUAAACACUAUCCACAAAAGGGAUCACAUACAAAAGAGCCCUGCAAGAAAGACCACGACACGUGAUGACUUUCUGGGGCAGGUGGAUGUACCAUUACACCAGAUACCGACAGAAAAUCCUAACAUUGAAAGGCCAUACACAUUCAAGGAUUUUCUACUUCACCCGAGAAGUCACAAAUCCAGGGUCAAAGGUCAUCUCCGUCUGAAGAUGACCUACCUACCCAAAAACAACUCAGAGGAUGCUGCAGAACAGACUGAAGACAUGGAUCCUAGUUGGGAGUUUUUAGAGGGCCAGGACAUGUCCGGUCCCAGGCACAACCACCUGCUGCCUGCAAUGCCCCCUGGCUGGGAGGAGAGGCAGGACAACCUGGGCAGGACCUACUAUGUCAACCACGAAACCAGGACCACACAGUGGCACAGGCCCAUAGUACAAGACAGCCAGGUAGAGGCAGAGCAGAGGCAGAACAUCCACAUGGAGGCGCAGCACGCCUUCACCGCCCGCAGACAGAUCUCCGACCAAGAGGACUCCAACGACAGACAACAAGAGUCAACUGAGAGUUGGGAAAUCAUAACAGAGGAUGAGUCCACCUUGUACAACAACCAGCGCUCCCCCCCUCCACCUCACUCCCCCCUGGAGUUUCACUCCUUCUGUGACGAGCUCAGUCGCCUCCAGGCCUUGGGUGCCACAUCCGGCAACCGACGUACCUCCCUCCAGCUGCAGGGCCCUUCCAGUCAUUCAAGUCACUCCAGUCGCAGAGGCAGUGCCCAGACUCUGACAGUAGAGGAGCACCCUGUUCAUCCUGUGGUCAGUCAUUCAAGUCACUCCAGUCGCAGAGGCAGUGCCCAGACUCUGACAGUAGAGGAGCACCCUGUUCAUCCUGUGUUGUUCGCAACCUCAGCGGGGCUGCCUCCAGGCUGGGAGGAGAAGCAGGAUAGUAAGAGCAGACCCUACUACGUCAAUCACAACAGCAGGAUAACCACUUGGACACGGCCACUCAUCCAGAUAACCUCAGACGCAGCAGCCCAGGCUGUUCUGUCCCAGAACGCCACUGUGUACCAGCCCCCCAUGCUCUCUCCUGAGGGCUCCCCCCAGCACUCCCCCGGCUCACAGAGGGAGUGUGGCUUCAUGCCUGCAGGCUGGGAGGUCCGCAAUGCCCCCAACGGAAAACCCUUCUUCAUCGACCACAACACUAAGACCACUUCCUGGGAAGACCCCAGGUUGAAGAUUCCUGUGCACAUGAGGAGGAGACCUUCGCUAGACCCAACUGACCUCGGGCCAAUGCCGCCUGGCUGGGAGGAGAGGGUCCACAGUGAUGGGAGGAUAUUCUACAUAGAUCACAACACGAAGAACACACAAUGGGAUGACCCCAGACUGCAGAAUUCAGCCAUAACUGGACCAGCUGUGCCUUACUCCAGAGACUAUAAACAGAAGUAUGAAUACUUCCGGAAGAAGCUGAAGAAACCGGCUGACAUCCCCAACCGCUUUGAGAUGAAGCUCAGGCGGAACACCGUGCUAGAGGACUCCUACAGACGAAUCCUGUCAAUCAAGAGGGCCGAUUUCCUGAAGGCGCGGCUGUGGGUGGAGUUUGAGGGAGAGAAGGGCUUGGAUUACGGGGGCGUGGCCAGGGAGUGGUUCUUCCUAAUCUCCAAGGAGAUGUUCAACCCCUAUUAUGGGCUGUUUGAGUAUUCUGCCACGGACAACUACACUCUGCAGAUCAACCCCAACUCAGGCCUCUGCAAUGAGGACCACCUGUCCUACUUCAAGUUCAUUGGCCGUGUGGCAGGCAUGGCUGUCUACCAUGGAAAGCUGCUGGACGCCUUCUUCAUCAGGCCUUUCUACAAGAUGAUGUUGCAGAAGCCCAUUACUCUACAGGACAUGGAGUCUGUGGACAGUGAGUACUUCAACUCCCUGAAGUGGAUAUUGGAGAAUGACCCGAUAGACCUGGAUCUGAGGUUCACCAUAGACGAAGAGCUCUUUGGACAGACACACCAGCAUGAGCUGAAGCCAGGAGGAUCUGAAAUAGUAGUCACUGAUGACAACAAGAAGGAAUACAUCCAUCUUGUCAUGCAGUGGAGGUUCGUGAACAGGAUACUGAAGCAGAUGACCGCAUUCAAGGAGGGAUUCUAUGAGUUGAUACCCCAGGAUCUCAUCAAGAUCUUUGACGAGAAUGAGCUGGAGCUCCUGAUGUGUGGCCUGGGAGACGUGGAUGUGAACGACUGGAGGGAGAACACCAAGUACAAGAAUGGCUACUGUCCCAACCAGCCUGUCAUCCUGUGGUUCUGGAAGACUGUUCUGCUGAUGGAUGCAGAGAAGCGUAUCCGCCUGUUGCAGUUUGUGACUGGCACCUCCCGGGUCCCAAUGAAUGGCUUUGCAGAGCUCUAUGGGUCUAACGGACCACAGCUGUUUACCAUUGAGCAGUGGGGAACACGAGACAAACUACCUAGAGCCCACACAUGCUUCAACCGGCUGGAUCUGCCUCCCUAUGAGUCGUUUGAGGAGCUGAGGGAGAAGCUACACAUCGCCAUAGAGAAUGCACAAGGCUUUGAUGGAGUGGAUUAGGGGAGUGUGUGGCCUAUGGCGCAGAUGUUAAAAUGGCAGUUACUGCCAGUGAACUGAGGGCUAGCACCAAGUUUUGUGCUGUAGUUCUGUUUAAUGCUGAUAAAACACACAAUAUUCAGGUCCAGACCUGACCUGCCAACCACCUGAAAAGAUGGAGAACAAUCACAGACAGCAAAGUCUUUGGUGCUCCUCUCUCCUGCACAGUGGAAGGGAUGGAUGAUGAGUGAAAAUCACUUCUUAAAUCACUCUUGGUCUGUGAAGUUUACAAAUAGUUUUUUUGUGUCUCGUAAAUAUGUAUGUAUACUUAAACCAGAUCUAUA